Messenger RNA from Abrus precatorius (Indian licorice), 903 nucleotides. Its product is annotated as spindle and kinetochore-associated protein 1 homolog. Gene Ontology annotation, biological process: chromosome segregation; mitotic cell cycle; cell division. Gene Ontology annotation, cellular component: outer kinetochore; spindle microtubule; mitotic spindle. Gene Ontology annotation, molecular function: microtubule binding. The transcript has 9 exons. The record is from RefSeq and is a predicted model, not a curated record. NCBI's taxonomy places the organism in Eukaryota, Viridiplantae, Streptophyta, Magnoliopsida, Fabales, Fabaceae. The coding region runs from base 27 to 839 and encodes 270 amino acids.
GGCGCAGUUGCAUUUGAGAGAUAGAGAUGAAUGGGAUGAAAGCUGGGGCAUCGUUGGAUUCGUUGAUGUGUUCCUUCAAUGGCCGCAUAGCUCAGCUUCAGGAGCUGGUGAUUGCAAGAAACAUGUACCCGGCCAGCAGCAUGGCGGAUCUGUCGGCGGUGGAGGCUGCGGUGAGUGCAAUGGAGCUUCAGGUGCAAGCUAUCAAGGAUCGCUUGCGAGAAGAGGCACAAGCCAUUCCCAAAACCAAGAAACUGAUUGAUGCAUCACUGCGGCAGCAAAAGAAACUGCAGAAUAUGUCUCUUCGUCUUCCCUUCCAAAUGGCUGAUAGAGUGACAGUGUCAAAUUUGGAAACUAGUAGAUGUUUGUUUCCUGAAUUUUCUGCACAAGACACUGGAGCAUUUGAGGCUUUGAAGCUUGAUGAGGAGCCUGCAGCAGCACCUAAGGAGAAAAAGGGCCGUGGUUCUCCACCAAUGUGGUAUGUUACUGGAAGUGAACUAGAUUCCUUGUCAUCAUACAUGAGAGGUAGGCUUACACUUGAGAAGGUGAAUGCAGCAAUCAAUGAUAUGGCGUCCUACGCUGAAGCAAAUGCUCAACUUAUUGUUGCCCCCAAAAAGAAGUUGGCAGAAAAUCUUUGGGAAAAAGCACUGGAAAUAAGAGAUAUUGCAACCAUGGAAGGGAUUAAGGGAAAACACUUUUUUCUUGAAGCUGACAUUAAAGGACCAUCACUGAAACUUGACAACACUGGAAAAGCAAUACUGACGGUUCUUCGUCACCUUGGCCGCAUUAAUGAGACUCGUGUUGGACAUCAUCGUGUCCUCAUUCUACAAAAGCCUCACUGAAAGGCUUGGCUGUAGAUAGAUUCUGAGUAUUUCAUGUCUGUGUGUAUACAAGGAAGAAAUUUAA